Paramecium pentaurelia is the source of this 956-nucleotide messenger RNA. The record is from the annotation of a GenBank genome assembly. NCBI's taxonomy places the organism in Eukaryota, Ciliophora, Oligohymenophorea, Peniculida, Parameciidae.
AUGCAAGAAAUUGGAAGCACUCUUUAUUUAACAUUACUAAUAAUAAUAUCAGUUUUAUCUUUGAUUGGAUGUUCAGUCUUGUUAAUUGAUUAUUUUAAAUAGAGAUUUAAUGCCAAUCUAGCAGCAAAAUUAUUAGCUAUUUUGUCUAUUAGUGAUGCAAUAUAUGUCAUUGCUGUAAUCGUUAAUCCUAUCGCAUGUACUCAAUGAAUUAUAAAUUAGAGAAUGAUGGGGCUUUUUGUUCAAUUUAAGCUCUAUUUAAGUAAUCAUCAAGUGUUUCCACAUUUAUUGUUAAUUUUUUCUUUUGCUUAACUACUUAUCUCACAAUAGUGAAAAACAUAGAUAUAACAGAAGAUAAAUAUUACAAAUACAAAAGGAAUGCUAAAAUAUUUUCAAUUCUAUUUCCUUUUUUGAUUGCUCUUGUUCCUAUUACUUAUAAUGGAUAUGGAAUAUAAUAUAAUGUAUGUAGUUUUAAAACUUAAAAUGCUUAUUGGGUAGGGGAAUUCUUUUUAUUUUAUGUUCCCUUUGGAUUUCUAUUUGGAGCAAGUCUAUUUUUCCUUUUGAAAAUACAAAACUUUCUCAAAGAAAUCUAAUCAAAUAAAUUAGGUCUUGAUGAUUUUAGAAUCAAUAGAAGAACUUUAAUUACAUAAAAUAGUCAGAUUACUGUAGGAGAAUAAUACACAAGAUUCCUUUUAUAUUAUACCCUUGUUCAUCUAUUCUGUUGGCUUCCAAUUAUCAUAAGUUCACUUUUUGAUAUUAUAUGGAAAAGAAACUUCUUAUGGUUCGGAAGAAUAAGUUAUCUAUGUGCAUGUUCAUAAGGAUUUCUAGAUUUUAUUCUAUUCAUGAUUAGCAAGAGAGUUUCUUCUCGAUCCUAUGUUUACGAAAGGAAUAAUAGUAUUUUAACUGCAGAUCCAAUAGACAUAUAUAGAGGAUCUGUUGUAUACAAUUCAACAUUAUGA